AUGCUUUCCAUUGAUAAUUAUUUCAAUUUCCUUUAUUUUGCACAAAGUAUAUAUUUAAUGGGAAACUCAAAGUCCAAAGAUUAUAGCAAAGACACAUUUUUUAAUACAACACAACUUAAACUCCUCUCCGGACACUUUAAUUUGCUGUUUACGAAAGGUACCAUUGACCAUUCCUUAACUCAGAAAUUGUUUGAAGUUGCAAACGAUCCUGAGAUUCACCCAUCUAUUGAAAAUUACUUAUCAAGCAAGGUAAAAGGCAAAAAAGACUUUGAAGGCUUUUUAAAGGCUUUAGAAAUUCUCAUUUUCGGGAAAAAUAAAACAGGAGGGAUAAGCUAUGACGUUAAAGGGCCAGUCGAGAGGUUUUCAAAUUUAUUAAACAUAUCAGAAGACACUCAAAAUUUCAAUGAAAUUUUACUUCAGCACUUAUUAGCAAUAAUCCAAGGAGAUUUCUCUAUAAUUGCUUCAGUUAAUCCUCACUCCAAGUCCAUCCGUGAUUUCCAAGCUUAUAUUCAGGUACAAUUCCCAGUCCUUGCCAACUGCUUCCCUAACUUUUUAAUUUCCAGACUCUUAGACAAGCCUCCUUCUCUUCCUCCAACUCUUAAUGAAAAUACCCAUUCUAUCAAUGAAGCUUUAUCAUUUUUAUAUCUGAGCUGUCCAGCUCUAUGUGGAAUUGAGCUGCUUAGGCUCUAUUUAUCAAAAGAAGACGGACUAAGCUUCAAUAGACUGGCAGCUGGACUUAACGGAUAUCAAGGCCCAAUGAUUUUGACUAUAAAACUGUCUGACUCAAUCUUAUUAGGAGCUUUUAUAGGAGAUGGUCUAAGAGAUAACGCUAAAUAUUCAGGAUCGAUGGAUACAUUUUUAUUUACUUUUUAUAAUGGAUACCGCACAUUUAGGCCUGAAGAAGGUGAAGGAGGCGGAAAUUUCAUUUAUUUUAACUCAAGGAUUGCAGGGACGACUAAAUUUCCGAAAGGGCUUGGGUUUGGAGGAAAUGUCCCACAGCCUGCAAGAGUUUGGCUUGAUGACGAUAUUGAUAUGAACUCUUAUGCAAUUUCUCAUUGUAGCACUUAUCCACCUGGAGAUCUAUUUAGUGGGGCUGAGACUGAUGGGAAAAUGCAUAUCGUGUCAAUUGAGGUAUGGGGAUGUGGAGGGGAAAAGGCAGCACAGGCACAGCAAGAGUAUAGAGAUAGUGAGGCACAAAGGAUACAAAAAAAUAGACAAGUAGAUAAGGCACAAUUUUUGGAUAAUCAGUUUGAUAAAGAUAUGCUGCUGGGAGGUACUUUUAAGAAUGCAGAGUAUAGAGAAAAAGCUGAGGCUGAGUAA
Molecule: messenger RNA, 1320 nt
Organism: Blepharisma stoltei
Lineage: Eukaryota; Ciliophora; Heterotrichea; Heterotrichida; Blepharismidae
Source: the annotation of a GenBank genome assembly